AUGGCUACUGCAACUAGCAAGGACGACGAGCCCUGCGCUUUCGCAAAGCUGUGGGGCCAGCUGGACGGCGCGCCGUUCCACACAUAUGUUACCCAGCUCCCAUCAACCCUGGGCCGCGGAUCUCAGGCAACAGAGGGAGCGCGCAAGAGCGCGGGGUUCAUCGACCUGGGUCGCUCGAAGGCUCUGUCGAGAGAGCACGCCGUCAUCACCUGGGUACCGUCGCAGAAGUCGUACCAGAUCAAGUGCAUGAGCAAGAACGGCAUGGUGGUCGCCGGGAGCUACCACGCGAAGGGCGGUGUCGAGAAACUCGAGUCGCGCGCUCCGAUCAAGCUCGGGCCAGCGUCGAUGUACUUUCUGCUGCCGGAGAGAGAGGCGCAGAAGCCAGCACCGGCGCCAGCCACAGCUGUCGCGGCCCCGCGAGUGACCCCACCCCCUGCUGCAUCGGCCCCACAGGCGAAGCCCCUCGAGAGCCGGCCAGCUCCCCCGUCAUCACAAGGGCUGCCACCAGAAAACAGCGCACCGGCUGCUGUGGUGGCCCCUUCGGCGACGACGGUAGCGGCGGCGGCGCCAGCUCCGGCGCCGGUUUCGUUCGGCGACAUGAUUUCCCAGGCGUUCAGGAGUCGGGAGCUUUCGGCGGUUGCGGCGGCGUCGGGGGGGCUCUCUAGCGGAGACGUGCAAAACUGGAUCAUGCAAGCGUACCCGGAGUGGAACAAGGAGGGCCCCAGAAUGAAAGCUCUGGCCGUGGGGAUCGAGGAGGCCUUGAACGAGAGCUUCGUGUCGAGAGGGGGAGACCGAUGGGCAGAGGACUCGAGCGUCAAAAGAGUAAAGCUCAACAAUGGAACACCGACGCCAGCCGUGGCGGCCGCGAUCACGGCAGCAACGGCGGCGGCAGCAGCAACGGGGUCACUCGCAUCGCCUAGAGAACCCGCCCCCGCCGCCGCGUCCGUUGCGCCCGUGGGGGCGGCGCAGACAGAGGGCCGUAUCGACGUCUCUGGGAUGACUGGUUGAAUGCUCUGGUGCCGGGUGACCUGACCCGACCAGUCUAACUUUAUUAUUUUUGUCGUGACGUUUUUUAGCUGUUCCGGGGCAGGGGCGGGGUUGACUGAUGUGUCGUCCUCCUCGCACCCGUGGAUACAUACACCCCUUUUUAGUUGUUUUCCCGUUGACUACCGGAAAAAACAUGUACAUUUGUCGGAGUGUACAGGGUAGCGGCCACGUUGUUAACGCACGGGUUAGGCGCAGAGAGAGGGUUCGGUAGGACCGCGGCGUGAAGGCGGGCGGAACCGUCCCUGUACGGGCUCGGGCUAGAAAGGCGCUCGCCUGGCAGUGUCGGUAGGGAUGGAAACGGAGUAAUAUUAUAGUAGUUGUCGUUCGUGGUGGAGGAGGAGGUUGUGGCUGUUUCUUUGGCGCGGUUUUGCGUAGUCUUGUGGUGUUGUUGUGUGGAUACGAUGACAUUUGUACGAUGAUAUAUGUAGAGUACUACUGAUAAACGUAUGAGGGUGAUGUUGGAUUUUUUUUUUUCU
This is a messenger RNA of Ectocarpus siliculosus, 1523 nucleotides long. Lineage: Eukaryota; Phaeophyceae; Ectocarpales; Ectocarpaceae. The record is from the annotation of a GenBank genome assembly.